AUGGUUGACGACGCGGGCGUGACUCCGCUGCUGGCGGCGACCACGCGCGGUCAUCGGAGCAUCGUUCGCCUCUUGCUCCAGCACGGCGCCCACGUCACCGCAGUGCCGCUGCCGGACGCAACGGCCCCGCUGGUGGCCGCCGCGACGCGCGGUGACGUCCCGAUCUGUACGCUCUUGCUCAACCACGGCGCCGACACGGCGCUGCACAUUGCCGUGCGCUUGGGGCACAUCCCGCUGGCGCAGCUCUUGCUCGACUACAACGCCCACGUGGACGCGCGACCAACGAGUAUGACACCGCUUUUGCUUGCGGUUCAGCGCCACCACGUGGAGAUGAUCAAGCUCCUCCUUCGGUACGGCGCCAAUCCAACGCUUGUCUCCAAGGCGGUACAACUCUCGCCGCUGCAAAUGGCGCGCCAGAAAGGCUACAUUGGCCUCGUCAUGCUGCUGCGGCACUUGGCGCCGCUGCACUUCUCGGUCCGGACAACACGCAUGGGCCUCAUCGAGCGCCUCUUGCACCGCACAGUGGUGGCGCCAGGAGGUCGGUUCGAAGACGAAGUCUUUGUCUCGUUUGCGGACCGGAGCGACACGACGGCGCUUUUGUUUACAGCUGUGCACUGCAACAACGUGGCAUUUGCGCGCCGCCUCUUGUCCCGCGGCGUCGACCCCAACGUCGCCUCGACCGCGGGGUUCACGCCGCUUUUGCUGGCCGUGGCCCGGAAUUUGCUCGAAAUGACAAGAGAGCUAUUGGAGGCCAACGCCGAUACGGAGCUGCCCAACCACGCGGGCGUCGUGCCGCUCUGGGCUGCGUACAACAACAAUGAUCUGGCCAUGACGCGCUUGCUCCUCGACUACGACGCAGACCCAAACGCUUCGUUCAUGGGCGGCUCGUUGUUCAUCUUAGCGGCCAAGCAGCGCCGGCUACCGUAUCUGGAGCUCCUUCUGUCGUCCCGGCGCGUCGAUGUCGACCAAAACGGCCGCACUGGGUUCGAGUAUGCGUGUGUAUAUGGCGACCUCGACUGCGUCCGACUGCUCGUGCGGCACGGUGUCAACGCCACGGCGGCGGAAGGCAAGACGCUGCUCAUGUUUGCGGCCAAGUACGGGGCGGGGCCGAUCGUGUCGUACCUUCUUCCACUCUCCGACGUCAAUGCCGUUUCCAACAAUGGCUACUCGGCCGUCGCGGUGGCUGCCUACUAUGGACAUUUGGACGUCGUACGCCUGCUUGUCGCCCACGGUGCGGUACUGGACCCGACCGACAAGGAUGCGGUGUUUCCACUGCGUAUCGCGGCCCAAGAAGGCCACGCCCGCGUUGUCGAGUACCUAGUUUCUCGAGUCCACGAUGUCGACCGACGCAACUGCUUUGGCGAUACGGCCCUGUACAUGGCAGCGCAAAACCAGCACGUGGAGGUCGUGCGCUGCCUCUGCACCAAAGCCAACGUCAACUUGGCCAUGGAGGACGGCUCGACGAGUCUCUGGCGCGCGUGUUUGGAUGGCAGCACUGUGAUUGUCGACCUGUUGGUGCAACACGGCGCCGAUAUCAACAUGGCGUCCUUUGAUGGGAAUCGGCCGCUCGUGACUGCGGCCGAGAAGGGCCAUUUCGAAGUGGUCCUUCGGCUGCUCGACGAUCGCGACAGCGUUGAUGUGGACGCCACCAACCAAGAAGGCAAGACGGCGCUGUACCAAGCGAGCUGCUUUGGCCACGUUGAGAUUUGCCGCGCGCUCUUGAAGGCCCACGCGACUGUCACGGUGGCCACGACGAAGGGCGUGACCCCGAUUGUGAUUGCGAUUGUCGUUCAAAACGCCGACGUUGUUGAGCUCUUGCUUCCCUCCGUGCGCAUCAACGAGCCCCUCCUCGGGUCGACGCUGUUGCACAUGGCGAUCCAGCGACGCAGCGUCCGCAUCGUCGAAGUCCUCGUUGCGCACGGCGCCGAUCUCGAGGCGCUCGACAAGGACGGCCGGUCGCCGCUUGUCUUGGCGGCGCACCUCGGGUCGGCCGAGAUCCUCCACCAGCUCGCGCCUGCUGUGAGCAACAUUGAUGCAGUGUUUCAGGACGGCUACACGGCGUUGAGUGUCGCAGUCGAGCAAGGGCACCUGGGCGCCGUCGAGGCCCUUGUCCAGCACGGUGCGAGCCUCGCUGUGACAACCGAGAUUGGGUUGACGCUGUUGCAUUUGGCGAGCUUCUCGGGCUGGCGAGAUGUCGCCGCGUACCUCUUGGAGCGCGGCGCAAAUGCGUUGGCGACAGACAAGAUUGGCGGACGGAGCAUCACGUAUGCAGUUACGAAUGGCCACGCCGACGUUGUUGCUCUCUUGCUGCCCCACGCGCAUGUCAAUGCUGUGGAAGCAUCGACCCGUCCCGUGGUCGUCGUGGCCCACGACACGCCCAGCUUGUGCAUCGAUUUGCAGACGGGGUUUAGUCUCUUGCACUUGGCCGUGUCCCACGAGCACAUGACGACCAUGGCCGUCUUGUGCGGCGCCGAGACGCUCAAUGUCAACCAAAGAGACCCGGUGUUUGGCCUCACCGCACUGCACAUUGCGUGCGCGUGUGGGCACGUCGAGGCCCUCGAGCUGCUCCUCGGACACCCCCAUGCGUCUGUCAACGCCCUCGAUUUGGCCGGCCGCACCCCAUUGAUCGUCGCGUGUCAGUAUGGUCAUGCCGCCAUUGUUGCGUCCUUGCUCUCGACGAGCCGCCCCCACCGGACUGCCGAGACGCUUGACGGCAAGUCGGCGUUUGCGAUGGCGGUGGCGUACGGCCACAAGGAGAUCGCAGCACGCUUGAUCCUCGAACACGACGUGGCCGUUCAGAUAGCGCACGACGCACUAUGACUAAAGUACAUGUCGCAUAACUAACUCGUAUCUUCUCGUCCCCUGUCCAAAGUCGUGGCGAAGGGGUCGCGAGCAACAAGUCGAGAACGCACAG
This is a messenger RNA of Saprolegnia diclina VS20, 2914 nucleotides long. RefSeq lists its product as hypothetical. Bases 1 to 2820 code for a protein of 939 amino acids. The record is from RefSeq and is a predicted model, not a curated record. Gene Ontology annotation, molecular function: protein binding. Lineage: Eukaryota; Oomycota; Saprolegniomycetes; Saprolegniales; Saprolegniaceae. The transcript has 27 exons.